GGGAUUGGAGGAGAAGCCAGGGGAGGCGGGCGUUGCCCUUAGCUUGCACUGCAGAACCGGAGCUUCCAGCUGAGCGAGCGGGAGGCGUCCCCCGCGGGCAGUCGCAGGGGUGCCUCCUCGGGAGUAAGACGCGCUGGGCCCCCUGGGAUUUGCUCCCAGAGGUGGCAACAGCUCUAGAAAAGGAUUCUUGUGCUUCUCCAUCUCUACACUGACUUCAGAAUGGAUCUUGGAGGAGGCGGCGGUGGCCGAAUCCCUUAUGACGACUACCCGGUGGUGUUCCUCCCUCCCUAUGAAAGCCCCCCAACCUGGAUCCCUCCUCAUGAGAGAAUUUACCAUUCUGAUUAUAACAACGAGCUGACCCAGUUCCUGCCUCGUACCAUUGUGCUGAAGAAACCUCCAGGGGCUCAGCUGGGCUUUAACAUCCGAGGAGGAAAAGCAUCCCAACUGGGGAUAUUUAUUUCUAAGGUGAUCCCAGAUUCCGAUGCGCACCGAGCAGGCUUGCAGGAGGGAGACCAGGUUCUGGCAGUCAAUGACGUAGACUUCCAGGACAUUGAGCACGGCAAGGCUGUAGAGAUCCUGAAAACGGCUCGGGAAAUUAUCAUGAGAGUCCGUUUCUUUCCUUACAAUUACCAGAGGCAGAAGGAGAGAACAGUUCACUAGCCACCCCUUCCCAGCUGCAAUCUCCUUUAUGCAGAGAAUCCAGCAACCUCCCACGAAAUUUUUUUUUAAAAAUUCUGUUCAACAAUGCAAGUGGCCCUCCUUUUCUACUGUGGGCUCCUGCUUGGUCCAGAGCGGGUGAUGGUGGUGCAGAACUUUCUUUUGGGGUGGGGUGGGAGUUCCUGCAGAGAAGGGCACCUUAUUUCACAGCACAGGGAACACUUUUGAGGCUUCAUCGGUCCAUUACCUCAGCCAGGAAACAGAUGUACAUCUGUGGAGGAUGCUGAAACCGAAAUCCUUUCCUAGGCACCGAGAGAUGUUUUAUUUAGGAGAUUCUUUCAUAGCUGUGUUUGUUUUUCCUGAGAGAGGAGGAGGAGGAGGAGAAAGCAUUGGGCAUAGGAGCAAACUGGGGGCUUCUAGGCAGAAGCCUUUUUUGGGUAGGUGUUGAGCCUACAGGAGUCCAUUCAGCUUAAAGCUUUUGUUGGAUUCUGCCAAUCUGAGUGGCAUAGGAAUCUGCAUAGCUGCUAGCUGUGGAAUAUGGUAGCAGAAGAAUUAAUAGUUUGCACAGACUCCUGGGAGCAAUUGGUUGGUUAUUUUGCAAAAUAAGUUCCUAGUCCUUGUGGAGAAAUACUGGGGUGAGGAGAGUGAGGUUGCUUCUUUUGAAAAUGCAGACAUGGCAGGAGGAAGUCUCCAAGAGGGAGGGUGGGUUUUAAACAUAGACAUAUCUCCCUUUCCCUACAUUCCUGUUGCUAACUUAGAUCAGUUAUUUAUUUAAGCAAUCCAUUUUCAAAAUAUUGCUUAUUCAUGCACACACAGAGCAAUCUCUCUCUCACACACACAGAUGCUUCUUUUAGAAAGUGGAAACUCAGAUGGUUCAGGAUUCUGUAGAAAGUGCUGGUGCUCCAUUAAUUAACGUGUUCCCAUUGAGGCAGAGCAACAGAUCCACGCACAGCCCUAGCUUGCUAAGGCAUGCUGGAAUUGUGACUUUUGUAUGUAAUCCGUUUAGAUACUAUAGUUAUCUGAUGUGGUGGUGGGCAAGGGUUUCUGCAUUCCAUUGUAGGGUUUAUUUGCUGCCUUCAGUUGUUCUACCUCUUCUCCCAGCAGAGGUGUCAUUUUUUGGAUAGGGUUUAAUUAGCUUGAGCUUCAGUCUUCCAGGAGGCGAGGCAAGGAAGCCGAGUCAGACACACUCCUCACUUUGCCAGAGGCUAGUCCAGAAAGCCUGCUGCUCCUGUCUCAUGACCUCUUGGUUUUGAUCUUCCGGAAGAGGGCAGAAGUGAAGGCAGGCCCUGCCCUGUCUUCGGGAAAGAAGAGCUGAGAUGGACUCAGAUUCAGAAGUUGCUAGUAAAAAGGGUUUGGAAGGAAUCCUUUAGGUUAUUUUUGUCUGGCAGGUUCUAUUCAAGGUCAUCUGAGCAGUGAUGUGUUCUCUCUUUGUGCUGGAUUUUGCUCUGAUAACCCUUGUUUGGAAAAGCCUCGCCCUUUAAUAAAAUAUAAGUCACGA
This is a messenger RNA of Hemicordylus capensis (graceful crag lizard), 2155 nucleotides long. It is a transcript of the gene PDZD11, whose product is annotated as PDZ domain containing 11. Lineage: Eukaryota; Metazoa; Chordata; Lepidosauria; Squamata; Cordylidae. The record is from RefSeq and is a predicted model, not a curated record. Bases 220 to 660 code for a protein of 146 amino acids. Gene Ontology annotation, molecular function: protein binding. Gene Ontology annotation, biological process: protein localization to basolateral plasma membrane; neurotransmitter secretion; maintenance of epithelial cell apical/basal polarity. Gene Ontology annotation, cellular component: cell-cell junction; basolateral plasma membrane; synapse. The transcript has 7 exons.